Theobroma cacao (cacao) is the source of this 1558-nucleotide messenger RNA. RefSeq names its product fe(2+) transport protein 1-like. Gene Ontology annotation, biological process: zinc ion transmembrane transport. Gene Ontology annotation, molecular function: zinc ion transmembrane transporter activity. NCBI's taxonomy places the organism in Eukaryota, Viridiplantae, Streptophyta, Magnoliopsida, Malvales, Malvaceae. The record is from RefSeq and is a predicted model, not a curated record. Gene Ontology annotation, cellular component: plasma membrane.
GAAAAUAAACUAUACAUCGAACGGUGUAGUUUUGAACUUUUAACUCUUUAUUGAAACGACGCGUAUAAGCUUCCUUCUUUUCUUCUUACCCCAUUAUUAUUGAAACAGUGCAUCUGGGGACUUCUUCCUGUGGCUUUCUUCUCCAACCCGAUCUCUCUGUUCUGCACAGCCACUUAUCUAGUUCUUCAAUUCUUUAAUCCUUCAAGUGUGAGCUCAACAAUAUAUUUGAGCGAAUGACUGAGCUUAUAAAUGUAUGCAAUUUCUGAAAGAGCAGCUCAACUUGUAAACCACCCUCUCUUCUCUUUUCCUUCCAAUUCAUUUUUAUAUCAAUAAUGAGAAAGAUUCACUCUUUCUCUUGCAAAUUCUUGACAAUCUCCUGUUUCGUUCUGCUCUUGCCUAUUUUAGUCUACUCAAAGUGCGUAUGCGAGGCAGAAGACCAAGAAAGAGAGCAAAACUCAGCUCUGGCACUCAAAUUCAAGCUCGUAGCAAUAGCUUCGAUUCUCGUGGCUACUGCUACAGGAGUUUGCCUCCCGUUUCUGGUGAAGAACAUACGGGUGUUGCAGCCUGAUAAGGGGACAUUUUCACUGAUCAAGACGUUCGCCGCUGGGGUUAUCUUGGCAACCGGGUUCAUCCACAUACUCCCUGAUGCUUACGAGCGCUUGACAAGCCCAUGCCUGAGUGAAAAUCCAUGGCAUCAUUUUCCCUUUGCAAGUUUUGUAGCAAUGGUGGCUGCGAUAUUGACUUUGAUGAUGGAGAGCUUUGCCACUGGGUACCAUAAGAGGAACGAGUUGAGCAAGGCGCAGCCUGUGAACGGCGAUGAGGAAAGCGAAGAGCAUGGUGGUCAUGGUCAUGGUCGUGGGGGCCAUGGUCAUGGCUCUGCUUUUGUGUUGGACCGAACAAAGUCAUCGGAUCUUAUUCGACAUCGCAUUGUUUCUCAGGUUUUGGAGUUGGGAAUCGUAGUUCAUUCUGUAAUCAUUGGACUAUCCUUGGGUGCUUCUGAAAAUCCUCGGACAAUCAAGCCUUUGGUAGCAGCAAUCAGUUUCCAUCAAUUUUUCGAAGGAAUGGGACUUGGUGGAUGCAUCCUUCCGGCAAAAUUCAAGCAUCGGGCCGUAGCAAUAAUGGUGUUAUUUAUCUCCCUCACGGCCCCCAUUGGAAUUGCAGUUGGCAUAGGAUUAUCAAACGCUUACAACGAAAACAGUCCCACAGCACUGAUUGUUCAAGGGCUUCUCAAUUCUGCAUCUGCGGGGAUUCUAAUUUACAUGGCCCUGGUUGAUCUUCUUGCGGACGUUUUCAUGAGCCCCCAAAUGCUAAGUAAUAUUAGGCUCCAACUUGCUACAGCUUUCACCCUCCUCCUUGGAGUGUGUUGUAUGUCGCUCAUGGCCAAGUGGGGAGACCAUUAAUGUUCCUUCAUUUUCUACCUCCGACAAGUUAAUUUGUCAAAAUCUCCUUGCAAUAACCAAGUGUUUAAUCGCGGUUACCAGUAGCCUGUGAAUGUAUAUGAACAAUGUAAACAUUCUAUCAAACUUAAAUUAAGAUGCAUUAAGUGACCUAAGACCAA